AUGUCAAGCCAGAUAGACACCAACCAGAUAAAGGACUGGCGAUCCAUUAUCACGCUGAUCGUCUUUGUCAUCACGAAUGUCAUCGUGCUGUUCCCCUUCCACAUUCCACUGUGGCUCCCCCGUUGGAUGUACAAUGGCUUCUUCGAUUUGCUCAGCUAUAUGCGCAUCAUCCCACCGAGGGAGCCCCUUGGAUACGAGCAUCAUCCAACGUUACAUGACAGCCAAAGCAGAUUUGGCCGAAUGUUCAUCAAAGUGCGGUUCCCGAUGGACCUCGUCACGGCACCGCUCAUCGCCGACUUGUUCCUCCUGGCAAUACUGGCAAUUGGUCGCGAGGAGGUCCAUGAUGGCACCGUUGGGGCGGACAGCAUUCAUCCGAUCGAUGUAAUGGUUUUCUUCAUUACACUAGCAUACAUCGCCAUCUCCAUCGAUGCUUCCGGCCUGAUCAGAUGGCUGGCAUACAAAGUACUACAGCGAGGUGGUGAAAAUGGUCGAAGAUUGUUCUUCUACCUCUACACAUUCUUCUUCGUUCUGACGGGCCUGGUCGGGAACGAUCCGACUGUACUCUCUGGAAGCCCCUUCCUGGCCUACAUGACGAGGGUAUCAGCAAACAUCAAGUCUCCACGAGCUUGGAUCUUUAGUCAAUUUGCCAUGGCCAAUGUUGGAUCCGCCAUUCUGGUCUCCUCGAAUCCUACCAAUCUCGUCCUAGCCGGUGCUUUUGGCAUCAAGUUCAUUCACUAUACAGCCAACGUGAUUGUGCCGGUCGUGGCCACAGUCAUUGUUUUGUUUCCGAUAAUGCUCUUCAUCGUGUUCCGCAAUAAGGACCUGGUACCACCGAAGAUCGAAUUGCACGAGCUACCCGAGGAAGCCAAGCUCAGAGAUCCAGUGAACCCAAACAUCCCGAGGAACUAUGUGAUCAGCAGUCGUGACGGGCAAGAUGAGACGAAAGAACAGAGAGAAGAACGUGAGCAGCUAGCUUCACUGGAGGAGAUCAUGAACCCGUAUCUCGACAAAGUCAGCGCGACUGUGGGGGCUGUAGUCAUGGCCGCUACCCUCAUUACCAUUUUGGCACUCAACGCAUCGAGCUCGUCGGGAAGUGAAGUUCCAGUCUUCUACAUAACGCUGCCUGCCGCGGCUGUCAUGUUGUGUUGGGACCUGACCUUUGGCUGGAUUCAUCGACACGAGACCCGCGCGAUUGCGAGGGGAGGUUUGGAAAAGACAAAAUUCGAUGAGAAAGACGUGGCGGCGUCUGCAGAUUUGAGCACAGCAUUACCAGAACCACCAAAAGCUCACGUGAACGAUGGCGACGACAAGGAAGAUAUUCAGAACGAGAUCGGCUGUCGUACCGAAGCCACCGAAACACGACUUUCAGCAUCGAAGAAGGUCGGUUUGCAAGAGAAGUCUCUCGACCAGGAAGCAAGACCAACGCUCCAGUCGAAAGCAAUCGAGUGGUACAAGUGGUUGCAAGAGACAUUUCCAACUGCCAUGGCAGUGCUAAGCCACCUACCCUACAAAUUGGUCCCGUUCGCAUUCUGCAUGUUUGUCCUGGUUCAAGGAUUAGUUACCAAAGGUUGGGUGCCCGUCUUUGCUCAUGGCUGGGAUGAAUGGGUCAAGAGGACCGGUGUUGUUGGCGCCAUCGGUGGAAUGGCCUUUGUCUCCGUCAUCUUGUGCAAUUUCGCGGGCACCAAUAUUGGAACAACAAUCCUCCUCUGCCGCAUCAUCCAAGCCUGGGUCGAAAUUCGCCGCGCAGACGCAACCCCGAUCAGCCAAAGAACCUUCUGGGCCACAGUCUAUAGCAUGGCCAUCGGGGUGAACUAUGGCGCUUUCAGCAUUGCUUUCAGUGCUUCUCUUGCUGGACUACUCUGGAGAGACAUCCUCGCCCGCAAAGGGAUCAAAGUCGGCAGUCUGGAUUUCGUUCGGAUCAACGUGCCGAUCAUCACAGUCUCGAUGAUCGUUGGCUGUGCUGUGCUCGUGGGCGAGGUGUACAUUACGAGAAACCAAGACCCGUAUACUGGCUGA
Molecule: messenger RNA, 2016 nt
Organism: Zasmidium cellare ATCC 36951
Lineage: Eukaryota; Fungi; Ascomycota; Dothideomycetes; Mycosphaerellales; Mycosphaerellaceae
Exons: 4
Coding region: 1-2016 (671 amino acids)
Biological process (GO): transmembrane transport; arsenite transport
Cellular component (GO): membrane
Molecular function (GO): arsenite transmembrane transporter activity
Source: RefSeq, a predicted model, not a curated record